AUGAGUGACUGGUGGACUGAUUUCGCCGACAACCUUGCUACAGACCUUGCUCCCCUUGUUGCUCUCUUUGGAGAAGCCCCUACCAAGCAAUACCUCAGCGAGUGUUUAUAUCCAACGGACAUUGUCAUAUUCGCGACGGCGCCGCUUGGUAUCAUUACCACGAUUGUAUCCGCGAUCCGUGUCUACGGCACCCCGUCCCUCAGAGCUUUUAUUGGACGUGCACAGGAAGGGGUUGGCACGGCCGAAGCCGAACUAUGCUCAUCUACUAGCCGUGAUGUCUGCGAAUUGUACAACAAUGGAGGCUUCACUCGUGUUUUUGGCCGCCCCAAGCUCCUAGAAAUAGUCCACGACGAAGAAGCUACAGAGAGUGACUUUUAUCACAAAAGCCCAGAGGCACCGCCAAGCGCCGGAAUCUAUUCAUUCGAAGAGUAUCUCAAGACGUCCCGAAAUGAGUGGCGAGAGCUGAAAAAGUCUUUCGAGGACGAGGAACGUCUUUCUUCUCUAUUUAACAGCGGAGACGCUGGGUCGUCGGAUUCUAGUACAUCUCCUUCGAAAUUCGCUCCAAAUCCGAAUCUAUCUCUAAAUGUUGGAUUAAAGCAACGAAAACGACAUUGGUACAUUGUAGCAUCUGUAUUUGGAAUUAUUCUACAGUCCGGUGUUCUUGUAUGGGCCGCCAUUGCGAGAUACUACUACAAAUUCUUGAGGGACGACUUGCAAGACGUCUACGCGGUCCCAAUGACCUUCCUCGGAACUAUCCUGCUAUGUACUGGAAUAGCGCUUUGCGCCUGCUUAGUUGAAAAAGUCACUAAGGAGCGGGUGUUUGAAAGGGAGUUUCCUAGUGCAUCUCGAAUAUACUGGGUUCAGCCUGGUACUCAAUUUGUAGGCGAUCAGGCCUUCGACUCGUUCGCAUAUACUCAUCGCAAAGGCAAACUUUCCAAGUACAUAACGUCUUGGAAAGAGAAGAGAAAAGAGCCCCAGACGGCCCUGGUAUGGGCUGCUAUUAGCACCACGUCAGCUGGCUUUGUAUUACAGUUUUUAGGCCUGAGAGCAUGCCAUUCAUCUGUAGCAGUGGCUCAGUUGGGUGCCACUCUGGUAAUGACUGCUGUACGAUCAUCUCUCCGGACAAAGCGCUUAAAAGAGAGUGAAGUUUUCUUGGCAGAUCGUCCAGAAUUUUAUGAGGGACAUGAACUGGACUGGCUCUCCCUAAACAUUGGAAAUCUAAGCCGCCAUGGCCGUUUUGGAUGGGCAAUUUCUAUGGCAAGAUAUCACCGCCAAGGGAAGCUCUCCAAAGAAAGCCGCAAGCUCUUUGACGAGAACUGGGUACCGCAAACCUCAUCCUCUGUUUACCAACUGGAAAAAACGCCAAUGAUCGGCAAAAAUGCUACGUUUGAGAUCAUGCUAGUUGCUGUUCGAAGUAUCGCACGAUCCUUAGCAAGGGCUAUCGAAGACACCGCCAAAAUUCUCUUUACCACCGAUGUCGUCUUUGAGCAUGGAUGGAAUGAAGCUUUUACUCUCCUCUGGGCCGUCCAAUGUUCACCUGACAACGCAAGACCGGAUAUAGAUUUCAAAAUCGAAAGCUCACCAUGGAGUAGUGUUAUUGGGACAAGAGAGAAUGACAGAAACAUCUACCUCUCACUCAGACGGAAGAUUGACUUAGAUGGCAACUCUGAGGGCAAAUGGCGAGCUGACGAAUAUGAACUAGAAGCAGUCCUUGGGAUAUGGCUUUGGUCUCUCAAGGAGGCUGGCAUAAAUGGACCCCUGCAAGCCCCGCUCAGACGCAUUAUUUCUGCUAAAUCAAAUCCGCGAUAUAAUGCCAACGUAAUCUUGGAUUUUGAACUCUGGCGUGCAGGUGGAGGCUUUAACAUCAUUGAGACAAGACAGCCAACUCUCAAUUCCAAUGAUCUCCGCCUAUUUGGCUGGCAGAACGUUUCUGCCGAUGUACUGGAAGUUGGCGAUUUCACAAUGUUGGAGGUCCCCGCGCUGACCAAAUCCCUUCCAAUCAUGUGUGCUCAGGAGAUUUAUUCACUUUUCUUUGCAUCAAUGGCGAGGAUUAUCAGGAGCAUUGGUGGAAAAACGACUGUUCGCGACGCUAAGCGCUUCGGUCUUACCAAUACCAACAUCUGUCGGAUUCAUGAUGCUUUCGUUAAUAGUGGUCUAGGCCCAGUGGAAGACGCCUUUACAUGCAUAAUUCCCGCACUCAGACUCGAGGGAAAACUUCCACUCGGGAUAGAGAUCCUCUCAGCUGCUAGAAAAGCCGCGGAAUCACAUGUUCGUGAUGGUAAAUGGGUCGAAGCAGAGCAACUUCUACUAUGGGCACUUCCUCAUACUUUGCAACCAGAGACAAGUUCGAGCUCGGAGGAGCAUGAAAUUAGGCAAACUGAAUUGCUUAACCACCGACGGUUACUGGCCUUGGCAUUAUGUGAAUGCUACCGCCAGGCUGCUUUUCGCGAUGCAAAACUAUAUUUUGCAGCAAACGGCAUUCUCAAAAUCCUCAAUGACCCUAUAUUUGAGACUCAAAGGCAUGUCCCACUUGCUACGGAAGGGGAUUGUCGACUCACUCUUGUUGGCGCUGUGAGGUGCUAUGGCCACGUUGUUCUUCGUUACUUACAGGACUUAGAUGAUGAGGGGACAGUGAAAGAACUAGAAGCAGAAUUGCGUAAUAGUGAGGGUUUCGAUUCCAGCCAAUCCGACUCGGUUAGAACCGAUUUGCGGGGUUCACUCGAGAUAUCCCUAUCUCGCAUUAUUGACUCUGGUGACCUAAGCUCCACAUUAUACUAUCUAGAACUGAGCCCUAUGAUGACAGAUGCUAAAGAACACAGAUCAGCACUUAUCUCCGCCGUGAGGCAGGGCUGGUAUGUUAUUGUUAAGAACCUCGUUGAGCGUGGGGCCGCCUUUGAAAGAAGGGACAGACUCAACCGCACCGCGAUAUCAUAUUCUGCCAAAAACGGAGAUUUCAUCACUUUCGACUAUCUUCUAGAGAAAGGGGCUAUUCCAAUUUUCAAGGAUAAUAAAGGUCGCACUCCUCUUUCUUAUGCUGCAGGAUGUGGAAACCUGGCUAUUGCUGGAAAGCUGCUCGCAGAUGCACGGGUCGAUCCGGAUGUUGGAGAUGAGAAUGGAUUGACGCCAUUACAAUGGGCAUCAAUUAAUGGCCACCAAAAGAUGGCUGAGCUGUUGCUGGAAAAGGAAGGAGUCAACGUAAAUUCAAUGGACAACAAAGGACGGACGGCGCUCUCUUACGCAGCAGAACUUGGGCACGAUGAAGUUGUUCAGCUGCUGCUGGCAACGAAUGAGAUAGAUGUGCACCUGAAGGAUGAAUGCGGAAGAACAGCACUGUCCUGGGCAUCACUAAGUGGACGGCGGAAGGCGGUUGAAUUACUCCUCGAAAUGGAAGGCUGGGACAUGGACGCUGAAGACAAGGGUGGAGACACUCCCCUGUCCCACGCUGUUCGUCACGGAAGGGAGAUGGUGGUGGAACUAUUCCUUGACAAUGUUUAUGUGAACAGGACCUGGACAGCCGCGAAUGGCAGGAACCUAUUGUCUUUUGCAGCAGGCAAUGGACAUGAGGCAAUUGUUAAACUGCUAUUGGCUACGACAUUGGAUGUCAAUGUAAAGGACAAUGACGGGCUGACACCGCUAAACUGGGCGAUAAAGGAAGGCCAUGGACGGGUGGCUGAACUUCUGCGUACAGAAGAGGACCGGUGGUUGGCUUUGAUGGACGCCUCUUGCUUCACUGUGCAUUCUGGCCCCUAUUAG
Histoplasma capsulatum G186AR is the source of this 3753-nucleotide messenger RNA. Its product is annotated as ankyrin repeat domain-containing protein. The coding region runs from base 1 to 3753 and encodes 1250 amino acids. The record is from RefSeq and is a predicted model, not a curated record. Gene Ontology annotation, molecular function: protein binding. Lineage: Eukaryota; Fungi; Ascomycota; Eurotiomycetes; Onygenales; Ajellomycetaceae. The transcript has 3 exons.